Molecule: messenger RNA, 2154 nt
Organism: Cetraspora pellucida
Lineage: Eukaryota; Fungi; Glomeromycota; Glomeromycetes; Diversisporales; Gigasporaceae
Source: the annotation of a GenBank genome assembly
AUGUCUACAAUUCUUGCAAAUGCUUGGGUGGAAAUAACUGAUCCAAAUACAAACGAUAUCUUCUAUGCUAAUCCUCAAACUGGUGAAUGCGCGUGGGAAAAGCCAUCUAAUAUGAAUUCGUCAAUCGGUAAGAGGAUAUCGAUUGCACUGACUCCAUCGGAUGAUGAGAUUGAUAUAAAUCAAAUACAACAAAUUAAUGGGCUAAGACAUGCUAAUAUGGUAUCUCCGGAACGCUCAUCCGGGUUGUUAAGUAUCAAUUACGUUCUAUCGAAACAUAACUCGGCUUCAUCAUUAGCCUCAUCGUCCUCAGCAAUUAAAUCAUCAAGUCAAGAACAACUCGACCCUGUGAAGAAUGAAAAUGAUGACGUUAUGGAUUCCUCAAAUCAAGAAACUAGUCAAUUAGAAAUUUCAAACAAUUCAACUUUAAAUAAAGAAAAUCCUGUAAAUGAAGAUAUUAUAGGCUCCUCAUCUCAAAAUUUUUCCAUUGAUAAAUAUGGUGCUUCAAACUCUUCUGAUAUACCUUCCCAGGAUUCUGAAUUAAUUCCGAUAAGACGGAAUUCAAAAAUUUCUCAGAUUUCAAUUGAUUCUGUUAUGAGUGUAUCUACGGCUUCAACUUCUCGACCAAAGACCCCAAAUUCUGGAAACAUUCCUAAUAGUGGAAAUCAAUUGUUCAAGAUUAUGUCUCCGAAAAAAUCUUCUGAAGCUGCUGAACGUGCAAGAAAAACUGGAAUUAGCAAUCCUCGUGUAAACUAUGAUGCUGCAGCUGCAAUGAGAUCGGCUGGCACAUAUAGAGAUCUUGAAAAAAAAAGAACUGAAUAUAAGAUACAUACUCGUAAACUAAGUACUGGUGAGGUUAUGACACUACCAGCAGAAUUACAACAAGAUAUAAAUAAGUUUCGCAUAGAUGGGUUUGCCAGAAAGUAUUUUAAUACUCACAAAAAGGGAAUUUUUCGAAGAAAGGUUCCGGUCGAAAAAAUGCUUUUAUUUCAAAAAGUAAAUAUUCCAUGCCCUCAAAUUUUGGCAUUCGAUGCAAUUAAACAACCGUUGAUGGUACUCAAUCCUAAUAUUCAAAAAGAUGCGAUAAAGUGUUUCAAAACAAUUCAACGCAUAAUGGGUGAUAGGUCAAAAAGUCGCAUUGGUUCUUCAAAUGUAUUAGAAAAUAUUCAAUGGCUGUUAGAUUGUGGUAUUUUACAUGGCGAAUUACGAGAUGAGAUAUAUGUUCAAAUUUAUAGUAUAAGAAAAGGUUGGGAGCUUCUUAGCGUGGUGACAGUUACUUUCCCACCGUCUAAGAAUUUUGAGGCAUACCUUAUGAAUUACGUAAGUGAUAGUUUUAAUGUGCAAGAAAACCAAAUAGACGUGUUGAGCAAACAUGUGCAUAGUAGAUUGGUUAGAAUAUGUAAACGUGGUCCAAGGGGUAAAGUUUUGACAUUAGGUGAAAUAGAAAGAGCAAAGGAAGCACCUUUUAAUCCUUCUAUAUUUGGUGAGACAUUAGAUUUCAUAAUGAAACUUCAAAGCAACUCUUAUCCAAAUUUAAAAUUACCACGCAUUUUACCAUUUCUGGCGAAUGCGAUUAUUGAGUUGAAUGGUCAAACUUCUGAAGGUAUAUUCCGUGUACCUGGUGAAAAACUUAGAAUAGAAAAAAAUCGGUUCGACAUAACUGGGAUAACAGAUGCAAAUGUUCCAGCUUCACUAUUCAAAUUUUGGUUACGAGAUUUAGCUUAUCCAUUGAUACCGAGUGAUUUUUAUAAUCAAUGUAUACAAAAUUGUGAAAACAAAGAUUCGGCAAUUGAGCUUGUUAAAAAUUUGCCUGAAAUUAACAAAAGAGUUGUUCUGUUUGUGAUUGAUUUCUUACAGAUAUUCACAAAACCUCACAUAACGAAAAUAACAAAAAUGAAUGUAAAUAAUUUAGCAAUGGUAUUUGCACCAAAUUUUUUAAGGUGUCCAUCAGAUAAUCUCGCUGUUAUAUUUGAGAACACUAAAUACGAGCAAAUGUAUGUUAGGACAUUGUUAUUAAAUCUUAACAGUAGAGAGAUUGAGUCUGGUCUAGAUUAUCGUCCAAACCUUGACAAAUUUUAUUAUGGUUUAAACCAUUUUAAAACUUUUGUAGUUUUAGAUAUUCUUGCCGGUUUAUUAGUUGGUAGUUUGAACUGCUAA